AAUAAGCAUUCUGCAAAACUUACUUCGACUUUAUUGAUUCGAUCGAAAUAGAAAUCAAUAGACGAGACGCGAUAAAGCCACUUCCAAGCAGUUGGUUAAUCAAGUAUAAUCGAGCUGAUUAUUUUCUUAAAAAUUGUAUCAAUUCAAACAUUUAAAUAAAAAUGAAACUUUUUUGUUUUUUAAUAUUAUUUUUCUUUGUACACGUUUCGACAAAUCGACUAACGGAUUAUAAAAGAGAAAUUUGCAUUACAAACGCACAAAUCAAGCUUGCUGGUGAUAUGGAUAUUAAAGUUGGUGAUACAAUUGCUGGAUAUGGAGUGGAAAAAGUAAUUAAAGAAAUCGUUAAUGUUGAAGAUCAUGUCAUGCUUCGUGAUUUAGAUUUACAGCUUGCAGAUUUUGCAUUAAUGAAUAUUAUGAUCGCUGUACCGGAAUACUAUGCAUACUUUUACGACUUAGACGAAGCGAUACAUAUCCAAAGAGCUAUGCAAGAUGAAAUAAGUAGUAAAUUAGGGAUUGCUGUUCCUGAAGUUCCUGACCAAAAUUUUGGAGAGUUAGUUUUGACACAACUUGGAGAAGAAAGAAGACGUUUUACUAAAAGAGCUUUACAAUUAUUGAUUAUAGAUGCAUUAGGGAAAGUACAGGAGUUCUCAGUAUUAGUGAUGUGUCGUUUAAUAGCAUUGUUCAUGAGUACAAAAUUCCCGACAUCAUUUAUAAAAAAUAUUAAGAUUGGCAAAAAAAAUACAUGUUUCAUACAGGAUGAUAUUUCAGCAUAUAAAAUAUACAGAGACAUUAACGGCAAAUGGUGGCAAGUAAACGUCAACGACAUUGAGAAUAAACUAAAUUCACUUGAGGGACAGCUAGUUACUCUUAGUUAACUCAUUCAAAACGAUAUAGUACUAUUAUUAUUAUAUUACAAUAGUAUUAGCAUUUUGAACUAAUAUUUAUUAAUUAUUUCAAUGUAUUUCAUUAAACAGUUUUACUCAAGAUUAUAUUCACAUUUGUUCGCUUAUUAAAUUGGAAGCAGUUUUAAAAAUAAUAAAUCACUUAUCCUUUGAAA
Messenger RNA from Adelges cooleyi (spruce gall adelgid), 1057 nucleotides. RefSeq lists its product as uncharacterized. The transcript is spliced from 10 exons. Bases 162 to 875 code for a protein of 237 amino acids. The record is from RefSeq and is a predicted model, not a curated record. Lineage: Eukaryota; Metazoa; Arthropoda; Insecta; Hemiptera; Adelgidae.